GGGGGCGGGCGGGGCCCGGCGGAGCGGCGGCGCCUUCCCCAGCCUGGAGCAGAUGGUGGCCGCCAGCCCCGGGAAGACGCCCAUCAGCCUCCUGCAGGAGUAUGGGACACGCUUAGGACGCACCCCCGGCUACGACCUGCUCAAGGCCGAGGGCCAGGCCCACCAGCCCAACUUCACCUUCCGCGUCACCCUCGGGGACAUCAGCUGCACCGGGCAGGGUCCCAGCAAGAAGGCGGCGAAGCACAAGGCGGCCGAGGUGGCCCUGAGGCUGCUGAGAGGGGGGGGGGCCAUGCUGGAGCCCCUGGAGCACAGGGCCCCCCCCUUGGAGAUGAAGACGCCGGUGUCCCCCCCCCAGUCCGAGUGUAACCCUGUGGGGGCUCUGCAGGAGCUGGUGGUGCAGAAGGGCUGGCGCCUGCCCGAGUACACGGUGACGCAGGAGUCGGGGCCGGCGCACCGCAAGGAGUUCACCAUGACGUGCCGCGUGGAGAGAUUCGUGGAGAUCGGCAGCGGCACCUCCAAGAAGCUGGCCAAGCGCAACGCGGCCGCCAAGAUGUUGGUGCGGAUCCACAACGUGCCCAUGGAGCCACGGGACGGCAGCGAGGCCGAGGGCGAGGAGGACCAGUUCAACAUGACGUGCCCGCGGCUGGAGGGGCUGCGGGGCCGCGCCCCCGGCUGCACUUGGGACUCGCUGCGCAACUCGGCGGGCGAGAAGCUGGGCCAGCUGCGGAGCCGGGGGGCGGCCCCCGCGCCCGGCGGGGCCUGCGCGCUCCUGCAGGAGCUCUCGGAGGAGCAGAGCUUCGCCAUCAGCUACCUGGACAUCGGCGCGCUGAGCCUCAGCGGGCUGCACCAGUGCCUGGUGGAGCUGUCGACGCAGCCGACCACGGUGUGCCACGGGACCGGGCCGUCCCGCGACGGCGCCCGCGCCCACGCCGCCCGCAACGCCCUGCAGUACCUGCGCAUCAUGGCCGGGGGCAAGUGA
Molecule: messenger RNA, 979 nt
Organism: Pseudopodoces humilis (Tibetan ground-tit)
Lineage: Eukaryota; Metazoa; Chordata; Aves; Passeriformes; Paridae
Gene: TARBP2
Product: TARBP2 subunit of RISC loading complex
Biological process (GO): siRNA processing; regulation of miRNA processing; regulation of viral transcription
Cellular component (GO): RISC-loading complex; cytoplasm; nucleus
Molecular function (GO): siRNA binding; pre-miRNA binding; double-stranded RNA binding
Source: RefSeq, a predicted model, not a curated record